Drosophila suzukii is the source of this 1036-nucleotide messenger RNA. RefSeq names its product prisilkin-39. NCBI's taxonomy places the organism in Eukaryota, Metazoa, Arthropoda, Insecta, Diptera, Drosophilidae. The record is from RefSeq and is a predicted model, not a curated record.
GUCUGAGAAACAGAAUUAUUUAACGUCCAACAACCGGGCCAAGUAGUUGUCUUGGUUUCCAAAGCUCUCCGGGAAGUUACUCCGCUGUAUUCAGAUUGUUUCGUUUUAAAAAUAGUACAAAUCAUUCGGAAUGUCCAUCAUCAUCAAGCUAUUUACUCUAAUGUUGGCCGUAACAGGAGUCUGGAGUGCGGCCCUACCUGAAAACCAAGUGGCAACUGCGGCCAGGACGACCUCCGGGGAUUUGGCCACCGCCGAAACUUCAGCCAAGUUGCUAAAUCUUUUUGGAACUGGGUCUGGAUCUGGUUACCCCAACUAUGGCUAUACCUACAAUCGCCCGACAAACGGCUAUUAUCCUGGAUAUAACACGAACUACUAUGGUUCAUCAUCCUCAGGCUUCUAUCCUAGUACGGGUUAUGGCUCUAGCACCUACUAUCCCAACCAGGGGAACUAUGGAUACUCGAGUUACAACCCAACGCAGGGAUAUCCCCAAUAUUACAGCAAUAGUUACCCCACCACGAAUAUUUUGGGAUCCCAAGGAGGCGGAUACGGUGGAUAUGGCGGUUACGGAGGCUAUGUGCGCACCACUUAUGGCUAAAACCGCCAAGAACCUAACCAAAAUGUUACACUCCAGCAGCACGCAUCAAAAUCAACACACAAAAAGAUCGUAAAACUUAUAUAAGCCAUUUAUUAGGAACCACAUCACACAACUCCAAAGGCGAAAUAACCUCUGAGCCGACAUAUUUGGCGAGCCACUUAAACAUUGCACCGCCGACGCCCAGAAAGUCAAGUCUCCUCAAGUUUUUGCGGGGGAACAAUGUCUGUGCAACAUCUUGACUACCAAGUCUUAAAUUUUAAGUAAAGUAAAGCCAUGUUUAUGUUUUCCCCUUCGGCAGCUUCUGCAAGCUCGUAAAUGCAGUGGAGCGAACUUUUCGCCGGAAUUUUCUGGGGAAAAGUGCCCGGAGUCCCUCUGCCAGUUGAGCGUGUGUUGAGAGCAAUUUGUGAUAAGCUAAUAGAUUUCCCUUGUUAAAUAAAGCAA